AGUCCUUCCUCACCCUUUAUAUAAUAAUUUCCAUUACUCUAUACCAAUUAUUAUAACUCAAAAUCUAUUUUGCAGACUCCAUAUAUAGUUGAAAGCAAACAAGAGAUAUCUCAAAUAUGAAGGUAAUAUUUUUUGUAUUGUUCAUACUGAUCAUCUCAAAUGCUCAAUCCAUUAUUUCAAAUGAAGAGGAAGGCAGAAGCAUAAUCCAGAUUAACGAAGAAGCACAUGAGUUUAAUGGAAAUUUAUAUGGAAAUGGUAACAUAGAAGUCUCCACAAGGUUGAACAGCAAAAAUGUGAUUGUAGCGAGUAAAAAUGAACAUGAACAUAAACAUGAACUUUCUGAUGCCAUAAGUUUUUCGACGGGAGGAGGUGGAAGGGGAGGAGGUGCAAGUGAAGGAGGUGGAAUGGGAGGGGGAGGAGGAGUGGCAGGUGGAGCGGCCGGUGGAAUUAUCGGCGGUGGAAUUGUAGGCGGCACAGUUGCCAAUGGCGGUCACAAUGGUGGGCACAAUGGUACUCAUAAUUCUGCAACAACAUUAUCUGCAGUGCCUCAUUUUUGUGUCUCAACAUUGAUUUUAUGUAUGAGCUUUUGGCUUUAGACCUAGGAAACACGGAUAUGGACACAAACACGACACGUGUUUGACACCAGAACACGUAUAAUCCGAGAAGUGUCUGAGCUUCAUAGCUUUAGACACAUUGUUUCACUUCCACUGUGGUCUACAUUAAUCCUCACUUUGUCUUUAUUGCUACUAAAUACUAUAUAUUUUGGCCACAAUUAGUCUCAUGUUUUCUUGUUGAUUAGUUUGUGUCGUCUGUAUUCUGUAAAUCUCAUCCAUAAAUAUCAUUUGGAAAUGUAGUAUGAAUAUA
Molecule: messenger RNA, 864 nt
Organism: Medicago truncatula (barrel medic)
Lineage: Eukaryota; Viridiplantae; Streptophyta; Magnoliopsida; Fabales; Fabaceae
Product: keratin, type I cytoskeletal 10
Exons: 2
Coding region: 117-596 (159 amino acids)
Source: RefSeq, a predicted model, not a curated record